Molecule: messenger RNA, 1872 nt
Organism: Platichthys flesus (European flounder)
Lineage: Eukaryota; Metazoa; Chordata; Actinopteri; Pleuronectiformes; Pleuronectidae
Product: RNA-binding Raly-like protein
Exons: 10
Coding region: 148-1098 (316 amino acids)
Cellular component (GO): nucleus
Molecular function (GO): RNA binding
Source: RefSeq, a predicted model, not a curated record
UGACUCAACAACCAGCAGUGAUAGCGAGCGCAGCGCUUCGGUUUAUCCACAAUCCUGCACAGCACCAGCCCACCGCCGCUAAACGCCCCCAUUUCUUUUUACUUGAAACCUUUUACUCCCGCUCGGCAGUGCUGCACGAGGACUAGGAUGACUGGGAAGACCCAGACCAGCAACGUGACCAACAAGAAUGACCCACGCUCCCUCAACUCCCGCGUCUUCAUCGGCAACCUCAACACAGCUGUGGUGACCAAGGGCGACAUCGAGGCCAUCUUCGCCAAGUACGGGAAGAUCUUCGGCUGCUCGGUGCACAAGGGCUACGCCUUCGUCCAGUACGCCAGCGAGAGGAACGCCAGGGUGGCCGUGGCCGGGGAGAACACCAGGGUCAUCGCCGGACAAUCACUAGACAUCAACAUGGCAGGAGAGCCAAAACCAUACAGGCCCAAGUUGGGCUCCAAGAGGCCUCUCUCGUCGCUCUACAGUGGCUAUGAGUUUGACUACGACUACUACAGAGACGAUUUCUACAGCAGACUCUUUGAGUUUCACGGCCGUGUCGCGCCCCCGACCCGGGCUGUGAUCCCCAUCAAACGUUCACGACUACUCGUCCCCUCCACGCACAGAGCCAAAUCCUCCUUGACAGUCAGGGCUUGCUCCUCCUCCUCUUCCUCGUCCUCGUCCUCCUCCCGAGCACUCCACGCCGUCUCUUCCGUGAUGGCCCCUAAACAAUCGAGGCCAAAACUCCAAAAAGACCAUUCAGUGAAGACGGACCAGCUCGUAACAAUCAAAAGGGAGUUGUCUCAGAUCAAGACCAAGAUCGACUCACUGCUGGGAAGGCUGGAGAAGAUUGAGCGGCAACAUCGCUGUGACGCCGAGAUGCAGAGGAAACAAGAGGAGAUGUGUGAAUGUCUCCAUGGUGAUGCGCUGGACCAAUCCGGUGGAGAGGAAGCGGAUGGGACAGCCGAGGUGGAGGCGGGGGAGAUGACGGACGGUGGUGAAGAUGACUUUGAAGAUGAAGGCACCAGCGACAUGGUAAUUAGGACAAGACGCCGUUACCAGUCUCAACAAGGAAUAGAGAACCACAUAUCAGAUAUUGACAACUGAGUAAGCCUGAAGAGAGGAGGCCUACAACACAUGAAGUUGGAGGAACAGAUACCAGCAAUACCUUCUUUAUCGAGAGGGUGUAUUUGAAAUGAAAUGAGAGCAGUGACAGCAGGAGGAAGAGUUUUACAACCUUGUUUGUUGCUAGUUUGCUUCAUUACAACACAACACUUCAUCAAAAAAGCCGGUUAUCGAUAUUCUCCACACUGCUGCAGCGAGAUCAACUUCGAACAGCAAUCCAUAUUUUCCCCUUCAGACAGAUUGCCUAUCUGGAUAAUCAGGACACUACGGUAUAUUGUGUGCUUAAUAUAUUAUGAUCUGUGUGGUGCAUAAACAUACAAUUACGCGAUCAAUCAGAUGAACAAUGGGAUGCCCUCUUUUUGUCGUACUGCAGAUUUAUGUUUGUUCUGUUUCUGUGCAUUGAAAACUGUGACGAGCCCCGACACGGGCAGAGAGCUAAAUAUGAAUGUACGAGGAACACGUUUUCUUUGACACAUGAUAAAUAGGUGUUUUUCUUUUAAUUGUACGUUAUGCUGAAAAUGUACAGUCUGUAAUUUAUUCACAACGUCUCCACACUGUAUUGUUCGCACAUAACGUCUGUCAUUUGUUUAAACACGAUAGGGUGCAUUUUUUAAUUCUGUUGCUAUUCUGUUUAUUGUAAUCAAAAGAUAACUAUUUUUUACAAUUAGCAUGUUGAAAAUGUGGCUUUUAUGCAUCAUUUGUAAUCAUUGCAUCUGUCGCAGCUAUGGAAGAUAACAGUUUUGGAAAUAAACCCGU